AUGCAUCUCCGCACAUCAACAUCCGCCAUCCUCCUCUGCUGUCUGCUCUCCCUAUUCGCAGGGGCAAGCGCUGAACUCAUCCCUCGCAACAUUGACCUCAUCCCCCGCCAAGCCAGCGCCAGCUCCAGCCCUUCAGCUACCGCCGCGGCCAGCGCCGCGGCCAGCGCCGCCUUCACCGCAGCCGCAUCCGGGGUAGCCCAAGGCGGUGGAGAGAACAACGGCGCAGGCGGUGGCCAAGGCGGUGGUGAAGGCGGCGCAUCAGGUGGCGGCUCCAAUCCGGUCAUUGCAGCGGGCAGCAUGGGAGUCACGUCGGCUUCGAGUAAGGCCGGCGCUGCGCCGAGGGCCACGGGCGAGGUCAAUGCGAGAGCUUUGGCUAUGGGAGCUGCAGGGUUGAUUGUCGGGAUGCUGUGA
This is a messenger RNA of Letharia lupina, 411 nucleotides long. RefSeq lists its product as uncharacterized. The coding region runs from base 1 to 411 and encodes 136 amino acids. The transcript has 2 exons. The record is from RefSeq and is a predicted model, not a curated record. Lineage: Eukaryota; Fungi; Ascomycota; Lecanoromycetes; Lecanorales; Parmeliaceae.